Messenger RNA from Callorhinchus milii (elephant shark), 6683 nucleotides. RefSeq names its product collagen, type IV, alpha 6 (gene col4a6). Gene Ontology annotation, cellular component: collagen trimer. The record is from RefSeq and is a predicted model, not a curated record. The coding region runs from base 1 to 5031 and encodes 1676 amino acids. Lineage: Eukaryota; Metazoa; Chordata; Chondrichthyes; Chimaeriformes; Callorhinchidae. Gene Ontology annotation, molecular function: extracellular matrix structural constituent. The transcript is spliced from 45 exons.
AUGGUCAGAGAGGGCUUUAAGAAGAGUUACGAUGGCUUGUGUGACGGUCGGGACUGCAGCCGCGGGUGCCAGUGUUUCCCGGAGAAAGGCUCGCGGGGACAGCCCGGAGCGGUUGGGAAGCAGGGAAGGAGUGGAUCCCCCGGCUUUCCCGGGCCCCAGGGGCCCCUGGGCUCCAAGGGUGAGAAAGGCAGCCCCGGGAUGGCAGGUACCUCCGGUAUCAAAGGGGAGAAGGGCCCAAUCGGUGUGCCAGGAUUUGUUGGUCUGAAUGGCAUUCCAGGGCACCCGGGUGGUCAGGGCCCUCGAGGUCGCCCAGGUCUGGACGGCUGUAAUGGCACGAGGGGAGAGCCUGGUUUCCCCUCCACGGGACGACCCGGGAACCCCGGAUUCCAAGGGCUUCCCGGCCUGAAAGGUGCUAAAGGAGAACCCUCCUUGGUGUCUGGAGGGCAAGGGGGCUACAGGGGUGAGCCCGGCUUGCCCGGCCUGGAUGGAAUUCCUGGUUCCAGAGGUUAUGGCGGUUCCCGAGGGCCGAUGGGCCCCAGAGGUUUGCCCGGGUUCAGUGGCCCGCCCGGACCUCCCGGACCCCCAGGGCUGAAGGGCAACAGGGGAUUGGGCUUCCAAGGAGAGAAAGGAGAAAAGGGAGAAGUGGGUCAGCCCGGCCCCCCAGGCCCACCCCCGGCCUCUGGCACCCAGGAGUUAAUGCAACCGUCUCAAUACCCCAAGGGCGAGCGCGGAGAGAAGGGUGACCGAGGGUACGCUGGUACCCGAGGGGUGGACGGACUGCCCGGCUCCCCGGGCCGUACAAUUAGAAAGGGUGAGCUGGGAGAGAAAGGCAUCCCUGGGAUGCCGGGGCCUCGGGGAUAUCCUGGACUGGAUGGAUCGCCCGGGAUUCCUGGACAAAAGGGCAUGAAGGGGUUUCCUGGGCCAAGUGGACGUUAUGGGAACGUGGGAAUGAAGGGUGACUCUGGGGAUGUUGGUCUCCCUGGACCCCCCUCUUAUGUAGAUGAAGGCGGUGCUGUUCUUAAAGGUCCUCCAGGUUUUCCGGGCCCCCCAGGGUCUCAGGGUUUCCCAGGACCCCGAGGAUCCCCAGGAGUGCCAGGGCGAACGGGAUCCCCUGGCAUCCCAGCCCAAAUCGGAGGUAUGAAGGGCUUACCUGGAUUCCCAGGUGUGGGAGGCCCCAAGGGUGAAAGGGGGUCUCCAGGAGGAAUGGGAUUCGGACAGCAAGGCCAGCCAGGAUAUCCAGGCUUACCGGGCCCACGGGGACCAGCAGGCCCACCGGGUUAUUCAAACCAACGGCUAGAUCGUUUAGGACAACCUGGGAGAGCUGGAGAACCUGGUCGCCUGGGACCCCCGGGACCCCCAGGGUUGCGAGGACCUAAAGGAUUUAAAGGUGACCCUGGUGACUGUGCAUGUGGUGGGAACGUUACAGACAGAGGGAAUCCAGGUAUUCCUGGGAGACCGGGUAUAGCAGGAAAUCCUGGAAUCACUGGUGCUAAAGGAAACUGUGGCGAGCCGGGUUCAGCAGGGCCUGCAGGAGUGCCAGGUCCUUCAGGACGCCCAGGCCAGCCAGGUGGAUUAGGACCAAAAGGACAGAAGGGAGACUCCUUUGGCAGCUCAGCUAAAGGCAGUAAAGGGGACCGCGGCAAUCCAGGGGCGAGAGGCCCUUCAGGAAUUCCAGGAAAGCUGCGUAGAGAUGGUUUACCAGGUCCACCUGGGCGGCCAGGGUUGCCUGGUGACAAUGGCAGGGGUUUCCCGGGUGAUGAAGGAUUCCCGGGGGCACCUGGACCAAAGGGAAGCCGAGGUGGGGUGGGCUCUCCAGGGGCCGUGUUCCCACAGCUUGUAGGUAUCCGAGGACCUCCCGGCGAUCCAGGAUUCGACGGAAUUCCAGGGAAACCAGGAUUACCUGGCACACCAGGUAUCACACUGCCCUGUGUCAUCCAGGAACCUGGGGGUUUACCAGGGUCCCCUGGCUUCCCAGGGCCACGAGGUGAAAAAGGUCGGCCCGGCUUUCCAGGGAAUCCAGGACUCCCAGGAUUUGAUGGACAAAAAGGACCGCGGGGAUCUCCAGGCUUGUUGGGAGAAUCGGGAUUUCCAGGGUUUACUGGGCCUCCUGGUGAUGUGGGGUCACCGGGUCUCCCUGGGCUGGAUGGGAAUGAAGGCAUCCCAGGGAAAAUGGGCAGUCCAGGUUAUCCGGGCGAGAAAGGACCCACGGGAGAGGUGGCUGGUGCAGUACCUGGGUUUCCCGGUCAACCGGGCAUCCCUGGAAGACCAGGAUUGAAAGGCGCCCCAGGGGAUUCUGGAUAUCCGGGAAAUACAGGAUUUGACGGGCGGCCGGGAUUCCCGGGUAUAAAAGGAGAGAGGGGAAUCCCGGGCUUCCCUGGCCUGCAAGGCUUGCGAGGCCCCCCGGGGGCCAGCGGGCCAUUUGGUGUGCGAGGUUUCCCCGGCAACGUCGGAAGACCUGGCCAACCUGGACAACGAGGUUUCCCAGGACCGAAAGGCCGUGUUGGAGAUCCAGGUCCAUACGGUCCAGCUGGGACGAAGGGGAUUCCAGGAAUAUUGGGAAACCCAGGUUUUCCUGGUUCGCCAGGAAUCUCAGGCCCUUCGGGACUUCCCGGUCGCGAUGGUCUGGGUUCUCAAUCCGGACAGAAAGGAGAGAAGGGCUCCGUGGGAGUUAUUGGCUUCCCUGGGAUGCCUGGGCCCUCAGGCCAGCCUGGCUUUGAUGGACGUAAAGGAGAGCCAGGCUCCCCGGGCAGACCAGGAAGCCCAGGUUCAAGUGGCAGGAGUGGACUAAAAGGUGACAGAGGCGAGAACGGUCGUCCUGGUCUUUCGCCCACCCCCAUCCCUCCGAACUUGUUAGGAAAGGGACAGAGAGGCCUCCCUGGCCCAUCUGGGCUGAAGGGCUUUCCUGGAUCUCGAGGUGAUGUAGGUUUUCCAGGACGGCCCGGUGGCCCCGGCUUGCCAGGGCUGCCAGGACUCCCAGGACGUGGUAAAGGACUCCCAGGCAGUGGAGGGCGACCAGGCUCACCUGGAAUUCCGGGAUCGCCCGGACCAAAAGGCUUUCUCGGUAUUCCUGGUUUCCCUGGAAUGGCGGGAGCAAAGGGCAGUGAUGGGUAUCCAGGAAAUCCCGGGACAUCGGGAGAGCCCGGCCUCGCUGGCCUGAAAGGUGAUCGAGGGGAUUCGAGCAGUGCUCCUGGUGCCCCAGGAGCAAAGGGAGAACCUGGGCAGCCAGGGUACCCAGGUGAGAAAGGACGCGAUAGUUUUUCAGGUGACCCCGGCAUCUCUGGGAGUCCCGGCAUCAGUGGACUGAAAGGAUUACCUGGAGAUCCAGGGAGACCCGGACCACCAGGUGGCUCUGGACGACAAGGUGAAAGUGGCAGCCCAGGUUCCCCGGGACCUGAUGGACGUCCAGGGCCCCCUGGACGCACGUCUCAGUUCAGUCUCCCAGGCCCGAAAGGUUUCUCGGGCUCGCCGGGACUGGACGGUUUGAAUGGUUUACCUGGACCAAGGGGGCCACCGGGAACACCAGGCCCAGGUGAGGUCGGACGCCCGGCAUCCCCAGGUACUCCAGGGCUCAAGGGUGAGCGAGGAACACCUGGCACAGGGAUCGGAACACCGGGAUAUCCUGGAACAAAAGGACUUCGCGGAGAUCCAGGUUCCUCGGGAGGAUUGGGUAUCCCAGGAACACCAGGGCCCCCGGGGAGCUACACAGUUUCCAAUAUUCCCGGGAAGUCAGGAGAUGCUGGGCGACCCGGCUAUGAUGGUGAAUUGGGUCUCAGAGGGCCACCAGGUCCCCCUGGGCUGCCAGGCCUGGGCACCGAGAAGGGUGAUCCUGGCUCCAAUGGGCUGCCUGGUGCCCCAGGAUUAAUAGGCGGGCGUGGGAACCCCGGACUGCAGGGUCGUCAGGGAAUCCCUGGAGCUCCUGGGCUGAAGGGUCAAGUUGGAGAUUCAAACAUCAGGGGAUUUCCAGGCACAGAUGGACCUGUUGGUGAACAAGGUUAUCCAGGCUCCAAAGGCGAGCCUGGCGCCCAAGGCUUCCCUGGAUCUCCAGGUCUCCCUGGAAAACCAGCAGAUGUGUUAAUACUCACCCCACCAUUAGGUCUUCUUGGACCACCAGGCUUCGAUGGCUCCCCAGGGGAAAUCGGAGAGUCAGGGCGACCUGGAAGCCCUGGACUCCCAGGCAUCAAAGGCCAACCAGGAAGACCUGGCAAUGUGGGCAGCAAUGGUUUUCCUGGUCCUGUGGGUGUUCGAGGAGAUCCAGGUCCAAAGGGCUAUCCUGGAGCCAAUGGCUUUGAAGGGAACCGUGGAAACUCAGGCUCCCCAGGAAUGCCGGGAAUACCAGCUCGCAGUGUGAGUGUUGGCUACACACUAGUGAAGCACAGCCAAUCCGAACAAGUGCCGAUCUGCCCACAGGGAAUGAACAGAUUGUGGGAAGGCUUCAGCUUGCUGUUUGUGGAGGGACAGGAGAAGGCACACAACCAGGAUCUAGGAAUGGCUGGCUCCUGCCUGCCCCGCUUCACCACCAUGCCGUUCCUCUACUGCAACAUCAACGAGCUGUGCUACUACGCGAGCAGGAACGACAAGUCCUAUUGGCUUUCAACCACGGCGCCCAUCCCCAUGAUGCCGGUGUCCAACAUCCAGAUCAGACCGUACAUCAGCCGCUGCUCAGUGUGUGAGGCCCCAUCACAAGCUGUGGCUGUGCACAGCCAGGACAUCACCAUCCCACAAUGCCCUAAUGGCUGGCGGAGUCUCUGGAUAGGUUACUCCUUCCUCAUGCACACGGCGGCGGGUCCCGAGGGGGGAGGACAGUCGCUGGUGUCGCCGGGAUCGUGUCUGGAGGAUUUCCGGGCCACGCCCUUCAUCGAGUGCAACGGCCCCCGGGGAACCUGCCACUUCUUUGCCAACAAGUACAGCUUCUGGCUGACCAUCGUGGAGUACAACCAGCAGUUCGCACAGUCUCCCCCCUCGGAGACCCUGAAAGCAGGACAGCUCCGCACUCGGGUUAGCCGUUGCCAAGUGUGUAUGAAGAACUUGUAGCCCAAACCCUGUUUCCCCGGCACCUUCACACGUGACUUUUUUUUUUACCCCCCCCGCCCCCCUCGUUCACCUCUUUCCCCAGAUGUAUUAGGCAGUGAAGCAGGUGGUAAAACCACAGUGUUGUGUUGCAUGGUCUCUGGCUUAACAAACUUUGUAUAUUAGGAGAAAAUGUUUCUUUUGUUUUAAAAGAUUGUAUAAAAUUGCUAGGAUGCCGUUCUCACAGUUAUAUUGAAGCCGUGUUUUUAUCCUGCGUAAGUAGUAUAUAUACAAUCAGCUGGGGACCAGGCGGGGCGCAGUAUUUGCUGGGCCUUGUCCUGUCCACUUUGGUACAGUUUGUUUUCAGGAGCACUUUAACACUGCUCACUGGUUUGGUGCUAUGCCCUAGCGAGAGAGCGAGCGGGUAGAAAGGUGCACAGUCUGUGUCUGGAGGCAGCUGUCUGUGAUAUAACAGGGGGCAAUGGUUAAGGUGCUGUAGAGCUGAAGAUUUCUGGUUACCCCAGAUCUGAUGCCUUCCUCUCCCCCGCCCCCCUCCCACCUCCCCUCUCCCGUUCACAUCCCUUCUCUCCCCCCUUCUCCCUCCCUCACUCAUUCACUCACUGCAUUAAGGUGUAAUUUUCAUUCACUGAUGGACAUUUGAGAGUCUAUUGAUUGAUGUUUUGUUCUAAGUCCACUAUUGCAGUCGCGUUGACCUCAGCCUCUUUUGAUAGCUUUGUGGCCAACUUCUUGUGUUGAGUUGAGAGAGAGAGAGAGAGAGAGAGAGAAAACGUAUCGAACAUUAACUCAGGCAAUAUCUUCGAAAGUCGCUGUUGCCUUCUAAGGAUACAUCUCCUCAAAUCAUUGAUGUUGACUUCACUCUAUUUUGGCAAUCUCCAAGGGAAAGGUGACUUUUUUUCUCCAUAUCGAUGUAUAUCUCUUAACUUCUCACGAGGUGAAGGGAUCGGUUUGGAUAAAGUGGGAAUUUCGGCCCACCUGAUAUCAUUCCUCCUUUUUAGCGGUGCAAGAGAGCUUGACAAAAUAGCCUGUCCCGAGCCCUUUCACGCGCUCUCUCUCUCUCUCUCUCUAGUUUGUAAGUCAGAGCUGAGAACGAGGAUAGGGGAUGGUGCGUGUGUGUGCGUACAUGGUCAUUAGGAAGAACAUUCCAGAAUCGACGCCCCCAUUGUUCAUCAAAGGUGCUUUUUUUUUCCCCCUUUAAAAUCACGGCUACCUCAAAAAGUGGAGUCAUUGCCCUACAUUUAUUUCAGUUUCAGAGCCAGUCAAAGUUAUCCUAAAGGUCCCUAAACUUGGGUUGCAAUUCACUAGGAAGCUACAAUCCCUAGUCGUGUGGGAUAUCUAUCGCCCGUGUGUGUGUCUGAGUGUGAAAAGGAAAUAGUUGUGAAACACUGUGACACUUCCCACACACAUUUGUGUUUUCAAUUGGUGCUAUUUUGUCCUCGUUCACCUGCAUGGUUAGGGGUUCGUAACCUCCCGUGGAUUUGAACCCAAUCUUUCUUUUAUCCUGAACUUUUUUGGGGAUGGAGUUUGGCUUCUAGAACAGCACGGAACUGCGCACUUUUCCAUUUCCCCGUGUUCGAAACCCUUCCCUCAGCAACUCAGCGUGAUGUUACAGGAACAUAGGAACAGGAGGAGGCCAUUCAGUCCCUUGAGCCUGUUCU